Messenger RNA from Plasmopara halstedii, 528 nucleotides. RefSeq lists its product as uncharacterized. The transcript has 7 exons. The record is from RefSeq and is a predicted model, not a curated record. Bases 1 to 528 code for a protein of 175 amino acids. Lineage: Eukaryota; Oomycota; Peronosporomycetes; Peronosporales; Peronosporaceae.
AUGUUUGAUUACAUAUCUAACAUCAAUGCAAUUGAGCAGUUCUCAUGGGUACUAAAGCGUGGAACUGAUGUGGAUGAUGGAACUCAGAAAGAACGGGCCCCCUGUCUUCUGCGUGUUUGUUUGCGCGGACUCGCCGACGAAAAUGUACACGGCCACCGCAUUACUGUAGGUUGGAACACGAAUAGCUCAACUGAAUGCCCCAAACAAUUAGACACGCUUAGUAAGCUUAUGCUUAUGUAUGACCCCGAAGGAAGAGAGCAGGGUGGUCAGAAAUUGCAAACUUAUAUCGCCGCGAUGGCGGCAGAUAAGGACAAAAACGAUACAUCAACGAAAGGUGAGCAAGAUCUGAAGCAGUUGGCGGUGUUUCCUGCGCAGAAGCUGCCAGUGUCUGAAUUCAUUUGGGACGCUACAAAUGCCACUUCAACGCUAGCUUCAAGUCAUGAGACAUUGCUUCGAAAGUGGCAGCUAAAUGAAGGAUCAGUUGAAGCGCAGGAAAAGUUGGAGCUGGACGUUUUAAUGAUGGCAUAG